AUGGGUUCUUUUCUCUCUCUUCACCCCUCCUCCUCCUACUUCUCCUCCUCUCCUCUCCUCUCUUCCUUUACUCUUUCCCUCCUCUUCCUUCUUUCCACGGUUCAGACUGUGGGCUCGACAGUGCUGCCCUUAAAUAACACCGGGGCCCUCUUGCAGCAACGCUUUCAAUUAGGAAGCACUCAAGUGGACCUGCCUCGGGACUCGAGCAUUGCCCCGUUGACCCAGUCUCUUGUCAGCUUGGGCAACCGUCAGCUUAGGGGUUUCAAUUUUACUGGGGAUCUUGUUCAGGUGUCUGCUGGCAACUCGCCGUCGCUCCAAACGAGUGAUAUAGCCUUCGUUCCCUGCGACCCCACUGCUUAUUCGGGGAAUUUGGAUGCAGAUGCGACCUUGAAGAUCGUAUUGGGCACGAAACCAUUAGCGGUCCUUCUGUAUAGCACGACAACAUCGGCCUGCAACUACACCGCUGACCAGAGCGACUACGACCGCCUGUUCACACUAUUGAGUGCGGAUACUGCGAAGUCUAUUGAAACACAGCUCGGUGAUUCGAAUCGAACAGGGUCGUCAUAUAUCGUGCCCGACAUGGCAUCGUUCGCUCCAACAGGUUCCUUUGACGAUGAUUCGGGAGGUGGUGGUGGUGGCAGUACCGACAGCCCUAACACGGCUAUGAUCAUCCUUUACAGUAUCACAGGUAUCAUCACAGCACUGUUCCUCUCCAUCAUCAUCACUGGUGCUAUCCGAGCCCACCGUCAUCCCGAACGAUAUGGCCCACGGCAAAGACCAGGACGACCGCGUCAAAGUCGAGCAAGGGGAAUGGCAAGGGCGAUGCUGGAAACAAUCCCAAUUGUGAAGUUUGGAGACGCCCCCGACGGCAAGCUGGAAAACGACAAGGGAGAUGUGGAAAUGUCGGUUGAGUCAGAGGUCCCAGCCUCGCAGUUACGAGAGGACGAGCAAACCCGCCAAUCGCCAAUGGUUACCGGUGGUACCACGUCACUGACACCCGGUGAAACGACACAAAAUCGUGAUGCCACUACUGCGCCUGAAUCGAAGGAGGAAAAACGAACUGGUAUUGAGACACCGACAGACCACCCCAACUUUUCAUGCCCGAUUUGCACGGAUGACUUCGUCAAGGGACAAGACCUGCGAGUCCUUCCUUGUAACCAUCAAUUCCAUCCUGAGUGUAUCGAUCCGUGGUUGGUGAAUGUGUCAGGAACCUGCCCUCUUUGCCGAAUUGACCUCAACCCAUCACAACCCGAAGGCGAAGGUGAAAACCAAGAAGGCGAAACCAAUGCCGAAGGACAACAACAGGAUGAAAUAACCAACAACAACGACAAUAACAACAACCAAACCGAAGAAACACAACCACACCGCCACCGCCGAAUAAGCAGCUACCUCCACAGCACACUGAACGCCCGUCGCAUGCGUGACGCCAGUGUCGAGGAGCGCCUCGCCGCACUCCGAAGCGUCCGCGAAGAAGCCAACCGCGACCAAGAAAUCGAGACCGAGAACGAGGAACGCCGUCGUCGAAAUCGGCUAUCGACCAGGCUUCGGGAGCGGUUCAGAAUCCGCACUCGGGCGCAUGGCACGGCGGCUGAUGAAUCUGGUGCUGCUACUCCCGCGCCAGCAGCUACGCAGAGCCAGAGCUAG
Messenger RNA from Aspergillus puulaauensis, 1644 nucleotides. RefSeq names its product RING-H2 finger protein. The transcript has 4 exons. Bases 1 to 1644 code for a protein of 547 amino acids. NCBI's taxonomy places the organism in Eukaryota, Fungi, Ascomycota, Eurotiomycetes, Eurotiales, Aspergillaceae. The record is from RefSeq and is a predicted model, not a curated record.